UGUCGACGAGCCCGAAGGUGAAGAAGAGGAGGAGGAUGACGAGGAGGAGGAGAAGGCCUCGGUGGACGUGAUCAAACCCGCCCUGGAGCCGGAGGCGGAGCCUGCAGUGUGUCCCUGUGUGACCUCCGAGACGAGCCGAGAGCCCCGCAGCGCGGCGGGGGAGACAACAGAAGCUCCGAAGAGAGUUUCAGCCCUGAGGAGGAAGAAAGCUGAGAAGACGACCGAAGAGCCGAGAAGGAAAGCUCUGCCCAGGAUUUCAAUUCUGCCGCCGGCCACCAGGAGGAUCGGGAGACUUCCUCCUCCGUUCAGAGAGAUUCCAAUAAAAAAAGCCAGGAGAGUGGAGAAGCCUCCGACCAAGACUCCCAAAAAAAAGACAGAGACCAAAAAACAAGAAGAAGAAGAAGAACUCCCCGAAUCUGUACAAGAAGUUGGCCCUUGCAGACCUGCACCGGUCUACUGCCCGUCCCCACCCGGCUGGUACGUUCACCACGUCGUCACAGACAACCCGUACCCUCCUCCGACCAUGACAGCUCCCUCGGCUCCGGUGCUGACCACUCACCCCGCCGUCCACCCCGGAGCGCCGCCGCUCUACCAGCAGCAGCCGAUGCAACCGCUCUACGUUCAGUACCAAGGGUAUCCACAGAUGAUGCAGCCACAGAUGCAGCCGCAGAUGCUGCCGCAGAUGCAGCCGCAGAUGCAGCCGGUGAUGCAGCCGGUGAUGCAGCCGGUCCCAGCAGGUGCGCCGGUCCAGCCAGACGCCCCAGAGGUCCAGACUCCAGCUGCUGGAGCUCCGCCGGCUGAGGCUGCAGUCCAGGAACCGGAGCCGGCUAAAGACGAAGUGAAGGCUGCUGCCUCCUCCCAGAAAGCCGAAAAGAAGAAAACCAAGGCUGCCGAUUCAGAGAAAGAGCCGGCAGCAGCCGCCGAGAACUCAAAGAAAGAGCCGACUGAAAGAAAAGAGAAGAACAAGAGUUCUGCAGGGACGAAGAGGAAAGAGCCGGUUUUAAAAGAGAAAUCGAAACAUGUUGCAGUGGCGAAGAAAGAGCCAUCUUUACAAGAGAAAACCAAACCUGUUGCUGUGGCUAAGAAAGAGCCGGCUGUACAGGUGAAAGCUGCUGCAGCCGCUAAGAAAGGGCCUGCAGCUGUGCGACCGAAGAGGAAAUCCUCCCCUGAGAAGCCAGAAACAUCGCCCGUCAGGAGCAAAGUCAAAGCCGCUGCAGCAAAGAGAGAUCCAGAACCGCUUCCGAUCAAACUGAGCCGGCGGCUAGAAGCUGUGAGGAGGGCGAACGUGACGGAGGACAAAGCGGCCAGACCUCCGUCUGAAGCCGCCAAAACUAGAACGAAAUUAUUGCCGGACAAGAAAAGCAAAGCUGAGAAGGCUGAAAAUAAAUCUGUCAAAGAGGCUCGAGAUGAAGACAAACAACCACCACAAGCGAAAGAAACCCAGACAGACGACGACGCAACGGAAAAGAAGAAACCAAGCCAGCGAUACUUCCAGUGCAUCUACGUCCCCGGUAAAAACGCCCAGUACCCGUUGCGACCUUUGACCCCGGCCAUGUCCCCCGCCAUGAUGAGCCCGGCCAUCAGGUCCAUGUUGGAGCAGCAGCAGAGAGCGGCGAGGGCGUCGGGGCAAUAACCACGAACUCCCACCUCUCGUCCGACGAGCGUCGCAUCUCCACCCGGCCGGCAGGAGGAGAUGUUUGUUUAAAAUCUGUGGAGUCCUUAAAUUCUAAAGGAAAACCCACAGACGGAACUAUUUUUGUCUUUUUAUUUAUUUAUGUGCUUAUUUCCUCUCUGUGUGGUUGAGCUCAGCUGAUGCUUCGAUUAAAUAUACAAUCCAAACCCAGGAAGAAGCGUUUAUGUGGUAACUCAUGAAGCAUAAUGUACAUAGAGCUGGAUUUUAAACAUUUAGAUCACGAAUAAUCGUGCAUACCUUUUACUUCUGCAGUCGGGUUUAACAAACUCUCUACGGCAUCCUAAUUUAAUUUUUAAUUGUGCACAGCGAGAAACUCACAAUACUCGUAUAAAAAAACAAAUCUGAUAAUAAAGAAUAGAAUUUUGCAUCAAAUGUUAAAACGAAAAAUAAAUCGGAAAACUAUAAAGAAACGAGCGAAAAAAAGAAUUAUUUAGCCUCUUUCUUCUUCUUGCAGCAGUGAAGAGGAAGACUAGCUCACUGCAGGACAUGCCACAGUUUGUAAAACAGGCUUUAUUUAAAUGAACACUUGUGCUAAUUCAACUAUAACGUCUUGAGGUUUACGUGCUGAGUCUUUGGUCCCCUCAUCUAAAUAUACUAAUAUGGUAUUAUUUAUACUGCGGAUAGCUUUUUGUAUGAUUGAACAACAAAAUUGCGGAUGACAAAUCAGCUUUGUUGGUCUAAAAUGUGCAGUUUGCAUAAUUGACGACAUCGAAUUUCUAUAAAUUGUAUCUGCAAUUUUUUCUUCUUUUUGAACUUGACUACAAAGAACAAGAAGCUUUAAUCCUGGUUUUAACUUCAGUUUAUUGAAUCUUAACAGUUCUGAAUCUGUGCAAUUAAUUCCUCCCAUGCUUCGCACUGGUUGACCCGCUUGUGGGCGGGACUUGGGAGCAACUGAAGACUGAUGUUUGAGGCGAGGCAAUGAUGUGGGCACCUGGCGUAGUUCAGGUGCUUUUGAUUUUUUAGAAAAAUUAUUUGAGUCUUAUUCCAUGCUGGUGGGUGCCCUGAAACAACAUCUGCUCUGCAGCUGCUUGAUAUCAGUAUUAUUAGAAAGUAAUUACACCAAACAGCUGCAGCUGUGUGCUGUAAAUUGUGUUUUUUAAACUCAUACAUAAUUGUAAUCUCACCAAACUAUGCAGCUAAUGUCAUAGCAUUCACAAAGUGACGACAUCGGAGAUUACACAUUCUUAUUAUAGAUUUGUACGUUUAUGUGAAGCUGUUAAGAGCAACGCAUCUCUUCAAUCUAACUAACUUCCAUCACAUUUGGUUUCUCAUGGGACAUGGACAGCGGUCUCCUGGGUGAAAGUCCAGCUCUGUGUUUGUUUGUAUUCUUAAAACUUGUCGACUUUUUGGGGCUUUUGCUCAGCAUUUUUUAGGUCAGUUUUUUUGUGAUAAUUUUGUACGUAACUAUAUAAAAAGAAAAGUCAAAACUUAAAUCGGAUCUGACUGAGCUGCAGUCCACGUAACCGUAAGUCGCCAUUUUAAAGGAUUCCUGUGCACUUCUUGGCCACUAGAGGCACUGUAGAGCAAAGUGUCCAUGAGCACGAGGAACUGCGGACGCCUUUAAACCUUUUUGAGACAUUCAGUGAGGUAGGAAAGAGACUCAGGUGCUCGUUAGGCUUAAAAUGUCACAUCACCAGAUGCUUAUUAUAACCCUUCACUUCACAUAACUCCCAUUAGGAACAGCUGGCGGUGGUAACGUGUAGCUGUAACGAGUAGCUGUAACUUUUAAAAUUUAAAAAACAGUUCUAUAUUUAACAUUGCAACAGCAUAAAGACCCAACUUCUUUUGUUAUUGCUCCUUUGUGUACAAGGGUCAAAGGUAACACGACAAUAACAUAUUUGAUUAAUUAAUUUGAAGACAUGAGAAUAAAAAUACUGGCGUUGUCCGUUGGUUGAACCUUUACGUUUCUGCACCAAAAGUUUCAUACCGAUAUCUCUACAACCAGUGAAACCGAACUCUCAUAAAUAUUUAGGUUUAUGUAUAUAAAACUCUUUGGUAGGUUUAGUAAAACCUCCUGUUUUGGGUUAAAAUAAGUUACUUUACUUUUGACGUUUACUUUAAAAUUAAUGACAAACGGGACACUAACUCCGUGACACAAACUUAACUCCGUCAACCCUGACCUCCGUGACAAAAAUUUUCGGAGACUUCAGAUUAAACGUAUUUGCGAUAAGUUUAAUACAAAUGUUCCCUUUAACUGUUAUUUCAGGUUUUUUUGUCAUGCGGGAACGUCAUUUUUUUCCGGAGACACACAAAGGGAAUGUAAAGACGGGCCGACAUGCUUUAUGGGGACAUAGAGUCAGACCGACGUGCUUUAUGGGGACAUAGAGUCAGACCGACGUGCUUUAUGGAGACAUAGUCAGACAGACGUGCUUUAUGGGGACAUAGAGUCAGACCGACGUGCUUUAUGGGGACAUAAAGUCAGACCGACGUGCUUUAUGGGGACAUAGUGUCAGACAGACGUGCUUUAUGGGGACAUAGUCAGACCGACGUGCUUUAUGGGGACAUAGAUUCAGACCGACGUGCUUUAUGGGGACACAGAGUCAGACAGACGUGCUUUAUGGGGACAUAGAGUCAGACAGACGUGCUUUAUGGGGACAUAGAGUCAGACCGACGUGCUUUAUAGGGACAUAGUCAGACCGACGUGCUUUAUGGGGACAUAGAGUCAGACCGACGUGCUUUAUGGGGACAUAGAGUCAGACCGACGUGCUUUAUGGGGACAUAAAGUUUUUGUAUUUGCGUCGUGGACUCACUAUGAAGUGAGUCCACAGCAUGCAGCUCUUUGUUUACGUCACAGAGUCUUCAGGAGCUUCUAUAACCAGGUGUCUGAACCCUGGAGGGAUAAGAAGAACCUGCUACAGAGUAUAAAUGUUUUUAAACUUCUUAGAAAAUUAUUUUCAGAAGUGUAAAUGAAUGUUUGUUUUUUUGCGAAUCAAAUAAUUUGUUUCGAGGUUUUAACGCAACGAUCUUUAAGAUUUCAGUCCUGGUUGAUUUAGAAUUUAUGUGUGAGUGAAAACUAAAUUAAUUCUGGAGAAGUGACCCACUAACAUCCUAUUUUUUCAGAUGUAUGUGCAAAGUAAUUUUUUUUCCGUGUGGUUAAAAUGGAGAAAACCUGCGAUACAUAUUAUUUUUUCUGCCUUUUAUAUAUAAAUAUAAUGUUGUUGGUUAUAGGCCUCAGCAAUGGCCACUGACUUAACUGAAAAUCUUCGAGAUUGCGACUUUAUUGUGUUGCAAUGAGUGAGAAGAGAGCAGGUUUAAAUAUGUUUUGGUUCUUUUUUCUCUUUGAGAGCGAUCUCUUAUUUUGUUAAUGUUUCUUAUGUUAUUUGAGUGAAGGCGUAAUUUACAGGAGGUACAGUGACACGUGUUUAAAAUGUGUAAUUCAGUCAGUCAGAUGCUGCAUGGACAAUGCAGAUACUAGUUUAUUUGAUCUGUUGCUUUCUGGAGACGAAUCACCUCAUGAGUUUUUUGUGUGUGUGUUACAUAUCAUCAGACAUGUAAUUGUGGAGCGAUAAUUGGUAUGUUGGUAUGUAUAGGCCGCCUUCUGCGUGUACGGUGAAGCUGAGGCAGACGAUGAUGUCACGGGAGAAGGUUUUAAAACAAUUUAAAGCUGCACUUGAGGGACUCCACUGAGAACUUCCGCUGUGAUUAUACGUAGGAAUAAAUCGCCAAAAAAUGCAUUUUGUGAGUCAGAAUUUCAAUAAAUAUUUGCAGUCAGUUACUGUUUUUUUCUCACAAGAAAAUUGCUUGGAAAACAUAUUUUUAUGGACAUUUAUUUAUUAACAGUUAACUGUCAAUGUUUUCAUUUAAUUUCCUUAGAACAUACAGUAUAUAAGAAUAAAUAAAUGAAGCCAAAUGUUUGUUUGUUCACCCAUUUAA
Pseudoliparis swirei is the source of this 5566-nucleotide messenger RNA. RefSeq names its product nucleolar protein dao-5-like. The record is from RefSeq and is a predicted model, not a curated record. The coding region runs from base 524 to 1633 and encodes 369 amino acids. NCBI's taxonomy places the organism in Eukaryota, Metazoa, Chordata, Actinopteri, Perciformes, Liparidae. The transcript is spliced from 25 exons.